AUGUUACGUAGACCUGUCUCGAACCCAUUUAAUCACCCACGGACCCAGCUGAAUGACUACACUCCGUUCCCGAUUGGCCUACCCGUCGAGAUUCUCUCCGGGCUCUUGGAAGAUUUCGACCGCAAGAACCGGGCCUCGGGCAUAUCCAAGGACAGCACUAACUACGAAGCAUUAUCUGCUCUGGCAAUGAACUCUGGCUCGCAUCUCAGCCAGCAUAGCCAUAUCCAAUCUUUCCAUGACGAUGAUGAAGUCUACUCAGGGUAUUUGAGCCCUGCCACGGCCCACGCCCAACCGGGGACGAUCAUCCUCCACGGGAUCGACAUUCGUUCAGAGAUCUUCCACCCCAAACUAUCGUUUAUUUCCUUUUCUGGGUGUGUGGUAUGUAUGCUCGUCUGUCUCAUCGUCAAGCUCUUUGAGACCUCGCCGGUGCCCAAAAACAUCCCAUGGGUCCUGAGUGAGAAGGGCUUCCUUGGUCGCGCGGCAGAGCGCUUCAUCGGCGUCAAUCCCAUUGGGUUCAUCCAAGAGGGAUAUGAAAAGUACUCCAAGAAUCAGGAACCCUUUGUGAUGCCGAGUGUCAACGAGGGCGAUGAAGUCAUUCUCCCCAAAGAGCAUUCCAACACCGUUCUCUUCGCCAAGGAAUCCGAAUAUAGCUUCAAGGCUCACAUCACCGACUUCUUCCAGCUCAAGUACACCAGUUGGCCCCUUGCCUUCGCCGAGAAGUAUGACUUCUUCGUCAAGUUGGUCAGCAAGGACCUGACCGAAACCCUCAAAUCCAAAGCCGUCGCCGAGUCCCUCGCCGAUGAGGCGCGAUCCUGCCUCUCCGAUAUCUGGGGUGAGGACACGGACAACUGGGUCGAGGUUCCCCUGUACUCCUUUAUGGAGAAGUCCGCGGCUCGGAUGAUCAACGUGAUGGCCAUUGGCCCCGGCAGGAGUCAUGAUACCAGUCUACUCAACGCUAUGACCAACUGCUCCAAUGCCAUCGUCUUUGGGGCCAACGUCAUCAAGGCCUUUCCUUCAUUUCUUCACCCCAUUAUCGGCCCUAUCGUAGGACUUGUGAAUAGGUGGCAAGAGCGAGUGUUCCACGUCCGUAUGAAGCCUCUCAUCGAGGCCAAGAUCAAGGAGCAGAAAGAGGCCUAUAACUCGGGGGCCCUCCAAGAAAGACUCAAGACAAACGGGAGCCUUCUCGACCUGCUCAUCCAAGCCGGCCUGCGCAGCAAGUGGCCUGUAGAACUCGAGACCAUGUGGCUGGCCUACAGGAUCUUCAUGAUCAACUUCCCCGGUGUACAUACGAGCGGUAUAUCCGCCACCAGCGCCCUUCUCGAUAUCCUGAGCUAUCCCAGCGAAGAGGGGCUCAUGGAUAUGCUCCAAGCGGAAAUCGAGCAGAUUGCCGCCCGCUCCGACGGCUCAUGGACUGCUGCCGAGGUGGAACAGGCCAGUCUGCUAGAAAGUGCCAUCAAAGAGUCUCUUCGAUUCAACGGCAUCAACGCCGUCUCGCCUACCAGAAAGGUCGUUGCACCAGAAGGUGCCCUCCUCCCCAAUGGUGUUUUCCUCCCCUACGGAACCAAAAUCGGUAUCCCCCAGUACGCCGUCCACCGCGACAGCGACCUCUACCCUAAUCCCGACGAAUACAACCCCUAUCGCUUCUACAAGGAGAACGCCACCCCCGAGGAAAGACGCCAGAAUCUCAUGACCAACACCAGCGAUACAUACCUGGUGUUUGGCCACGGCCGCCGACAAUGUCCCGGCCGGUGGCUAUUCGCUCACAUCUUCAAGGUGCUCAUCGCCGAGAUGCUCCUCAAAUAUGAAAUUAAACCAUUCGCUACGCGUCCCAAGAUCCACAGAUGGGGACGCUUCCAAUUACCGCCUCUGACAGUGAAACUGACUGUCCGCCGCAAAAAGAACACGGUCGCUGUAUACAAUUAA
Messenger RNA from Aspergillus thermomutatus, 1923 nucleotides. RefSeq names its product cytochrome P450. Bases 1 to 1923 code for a protein of 640 amino acids. Gene Ontology annotation, molecular function: iron ion binding; heme binding; oxidoreductase activity, acting on paired donors, with incorporation or reduction of molecular oxygen. The transcript is spliced from 8 exons. NCBI's taxonomy places the organism in Eukaryota, Fungi, Ascomycota, Eurotiomycetes, Eurotiales, Aspergillaceae. The record is from RefSeq and is a predicted model, not a curated record.